UUAACGGAAGUUAGAGAAGUCAGUGUUAAUGCCAUCAGGUUGGAGGCUACCCAGCAGGUAUAUAAGGUGUUCCUCCAAACUGAAUGUGGCUUCAUCUUGACUGUAGAGGAGGCCAUGGAUAGACAUAUCAGAAUGGGAAUGGGACGUGGAAUUAAAAUGUAUGGCCACUGGGAGAUCCUGCUUUCUCUGGCAGACCGAGCGUAGGUGUUCAGCGAAAUGGUCUCCCAGACUGCGUAGGCUCUCGCCAGUAUAUAAAAGGCCACACCAGGAGCACCAGAGAGAAAUGGAGAACAAGCAGGGUGAUGGGCAGAGAGUGAAAAAAAAACAAACAACUAAAUAUGUCAGGGAUGGGGUAAGAAGGGGAGGAGGGGCAUUAAUGGAAGUUAGAGAAGUCAAUGUUCAUGCCAUCAGGUUGGAGGCUACCCAGCAGGUAUAUAAGGUGUUCCUCCAAACUGAAUGUGGCUUCACCUUGACAGUAGAGGAUGCCAUGGAUAGACAUAUCAGAAUGGGAAUGGGACGUGGAAUUAAAAUGUGUUGCCACUGGGAGAUCCUGCUUUUUCUGGCAGGCCGAGCGUAGGCGUUCAGUGAAACGGUCUCCUAGUCUGCGUCGGGUCUCACCAAUAUAUAAAAAGCCACACCGGGAGCACCAGACGUAGUAUACCACACCAGCCGACUCACAGGUGAAGUGUCGCCCCACCUGGAAGGAUUGUCUGGGGCCCUGGGAAUUGUCUGGGUGAGGGAGCAAGUGUAAGGGCAGGUGUAACACUUGUUCCGCUUACAAGGAUAAGUGCCAGGAGGGAGAUCGGUGGGAAGGGAUGGGGGAGGGACACGAGUGGACAAGGGACUCCAGCACCAUCACCACGUGUUCCAAUGACCAUGGACAGCUUCAAAGCGAUUGCGCAACCACUGACUGCGACUCCAGCUUUGAACGCCAGGCUGGGUCUUCACAUGCUGCGAUUGUGUCUCCUGUCUCUCCCCCUUCCCCCACCACCGUUCUGCAAUCCCCUCUCCCUCAGAUCCCAUUGUCAGCUCCUGGGCCCUCAGAGGCUCCAUUUCCUCUCACCCCAACCCUUCUCUCUCCACCGACACUACCAGCCUCCCUCCCCCCUCUGAUCCUAUCUCUCAUCCGUGCUGGGUCUUUACCAUUCCCUUUGACCUUCAACUCUCUGAGGCAGAGCGCUGUCCUCAGUAAGGGCCUCAGCUUUGUUCCCCUUAGCCCACACCUCAGCGAGUUCAGCGUACGCCAUGACACUGAAUUCUUCUUCUGCCGGCUCUGUCUCCGAGCAUACUUCUUUGGCAAGGACUCUCCCACCCCCACUGAUGACCCUUUCUCCCUUCUUCAACACUCCUCUUCAUGGACACCCUACUCUGGUCUUCUGCCUGCUCUGGAUCUUUUUAUUGCUAAUUGCCAACGGGACAUCAACCGUCUCGACUUCACCACACCCUGUUCCAAUUCCAACCUCACACCUUCCGAACUCUCUGCUCUCUGCUCCCUCCGCACCAAUCCCAACCUCACUAUAAAACCUGCUGAUAAGGGGGGGAGCUGUUGUUGUCUGGAGUACUAACCUCUACCUGGCCAAGGCACAGCGACAACUCUGAUACCUCCUCUUGUUUACCCCUUGAUCAUGACCCCACUAAGGAGCACCAGGCCACUGUCUCCUAUACCAUCACCAACCUUAUCAGCUCUGGGGAUCUCCCAUCCACUGCCACCAACCUCAGUUCCCAGACCCUGCACUUCCUGUUUCUACCUCCUACCCAAGAUCCACAAACCUGCCUGUCCAGGUAGACCUAUUGUCUCAGCUUGCUCCUGCCCCACCAAACUCAUUUCUGCACACCUUGACACUGUCUUAUCCCUUGUUCAAUCUCUUCCCACCUAUCUUCAUGUCACUUCUCACACUUUGAAUUUUUUCAAAGAUUUUAAGUUCUCUGGCCCCCACUGCCUUAUUUUCACCAUGGACGUCCAGUCCCUAUAUACCUCCUUCCCCCACCCAGUCUCAAAGCUCUUCACUUCUUUUUGGAUUUCAGACCUAACCAAUUCCCUUCUACCACCACUCUCCUCUGUCUAGCAGAAUUAGUUCUUACUCUCAAUAAUCUCUCCUUUGGCUCCUCCCACUUCCUCUAAACCAAGGGUGUAGCCAUGGGUAUGGGUAUGGGUUCCAGUUAUGCCUGCCUUUUUGUUGGCUUUGUGGAACAGUCCAUGUUCCAAGUCUAUACGGGUAUCCAUCCCCCUCUUUUCCCUCGCUACAUUGAUGACUGCAUUGGCGCUGCCUCCUGCACGCAUGCUGAGCUCGUCAACUUUAUUAACUUUGCCUCCAAUUUUCACCCUGCCCUCAAAUUUACCUGGUCCAUUCCCGACACCUCCCUCCCCUUUCUUGAUCUUUCUGUCUCCAUCUCUGGAGAUGGCCUAUCUACUGAUAUCUACUGUAAGCCUACAGACUCUCACAGCUACCUGGACUAUUCCUCUUCCCACCCUUGCAAAAAUGCUAUCCCCUUCUCACAAUUCCUCCGUCUCCGCCGCAUCUGUUCUCAGGAUGAGGCUUUUCAUUCCAGGACGAAGGAGAUGUCUUCCUUUUUUAAACAAAGGGGCUUCCCUUCUUCCACCAUCAACUCUGCUCUCAAAUGCAUCUCUCCCAUUUCCCGCAAAUCUGCCCACCACCCCACUUGGGAUAGGGUUCCCCUUGUCCUCACCUACCACCCCACCAGCCUCCAGGUCCAACAUAUAAUUCUCUGUAACUUCCGUCACCUCCAACAGGAUCCCACCACCAAGCACAUCUUUCCCUCCCACCUUUUUCUGCUUUCUGCAGGGAUCGCUCCCUAUGCAACUCCCUUGUCCACUUAUCCCCUCCCCCCCCAUCCCUGUAAGUGGAACAAGUGCUACACCUGCCCUUACACUUUUUUCCUCACCACCAUUCAGGGCCCCAGACAGUCCUUCCAGGUGAGGCGACACGUCACCUGUGAGUCGGCUGGUGUGGUCUACUGCAUCCGGUGCUCCUGGUGUGGCCUUUUAUAUACUGGCGAGAGCCUACGCAGACUAGGAGACCGUUUCGCUGAACACCUACGCUCGGUCCGCCAGGGAAAGCAGGAUCUCCCAGUGGCCAUACAUUUUAAUUCCACGUCCCAUUCCCAUUCUGAUAUGUCUAUCCAUGGCCUCCUCUACAGUCAAGAUGAAGCCACAUUCAGUUUGGAGGAACACCUUAUAUACCUGCUGGGUAGCCUCCAACCUGAUGGCAUUAACAUUGACUUCUCUAACUUCCGUUAAUGCCCCUCCUCCCUUCUUACCCCAUCCCUGACAUAUUUAGUUUGUUUUUUUUUCACUCUCUGCUCAUCACCCUGCUUGUUCUCCAUUUCUCUCUGGUGCUCCUCCCCUUCCCGAGGCCUCCCGAUCUAUGAUCCUUUCCCUUCUCCAGCUCUGUAUCAC
Molecule: messenger RNA, 3418 nt
Organism: Hypanus sabinus (Atlantic stingray)
Lineage: Eukaryota; Metazoa; Chordata; Chondrichthyes; Myliobatiformes; Dasyatidae
Exons: 2
Coding region: 2138-3259 (373 amino acids)
Source: RefSeq, a predicted model, not a curated record